Molecule: messenger RNA, 3809 nt
Organism: Odocoileus virginianus texanus
Lineage: Eukaryota; Metazoa; Chordata; Mammalia; Artiodactyla; Cervidae
Gene: PTGER2
Product: prostaglandin E receptor 2
Biological process (GO): positive regulation of cytosolic calcium ion concentration; cellular response to prostaglandin E stimulus; inflammatory response
Cellular component (GO): plasma membrane
Molecular function (GO): prostaglandin E receptor activity
Source: RefSeq, a predicted model, not a curated record
GCUCUCAGACCCCACCUCCUGCCAGGUGCGCGCCGGCGGGAGAGGAGGACGCCUCUCUCCUCCCGGCACCCCACCAUGGGCAAUACUUCUAACGACUCCCAGUCCGAGAACCGCGAAGAGCCACGGUGGCUCCCCCCGGGCGAAAGCCCGGCCAUCAGCUCCGCGAUGUUCGCGGCCGGGGUGCUGGGGAACCUCAUUGCGCUGGCGCUCCUGGUGCGCCGCUGGCGGGGGGACUCGGGGCGCAGCGCGGGCCGCGGGAACUCCAUCUCGCUGUUCCACGUGCUGGUGACAGAGCUGGUGCUCACCGACCUGCUUGGGACCUGCCUCAUCAGCCCCGUGGUGCUGGCUUCGUAUGCGCAGAACCGGACUCUGGUGGCCCUGGGGCCAGACAGGAGCGUGUGCAUCUACUUUGCCUUCUCCAUGACCUUCUUCAGCCUGGCCACGAUGCUCAUGCUCUUCGCCAUGGCCCUGGAGCGCUACCUAGCCAUCGGACACCCCUACUUCUACCAGCGCCGGGUCACCCGCCGCAGUGGCCUGGCUGUGCUGCCCACUAUCUACAUAGUCUCCCUGCUGUUUUGCUCCCUGCCGCUGCUGGAACAUUGGAAGUAUGCCCAGUACAGCCCAGGGACGUGGUGCUUCAUCGGACACAAGCAGACCAUGUACCUGCGGCUUUACGCUACUCUGCUGCUGUCGCUCAUCAUCGCCGUGCUCGCCUGCAACUUUAGUGUCAUCGUCAACCUCAUCCACAUGCACCGCCGCGGCAGGAGAAGCCGCUGCGGACCCUCCUUGGGCAGCAGCCACAGGAGGGCAGAAAGGGUAUCCGUGGCGGAGGAGACGGACCAUCUUAUUCUCCUGGCUAUCAUGACCAUCACCUUCGCCGUCUGCUCCUUGCCUUUCACAAUUUUUGCAUAUAUGAAUGAAAACUCUUCCCGGAAAGAAAAGUGGGACCUCCAGGCUCUUAGAUUUUUAUCAGUUAACUCGAUAAUUGACCCCUGGGUCUUUGCCAUCCUGAGACCUCCUGUUCUGAGACUGCUGCGUUCAGCACUCUGCUGCAGGGAUUCUUUAAGAACUCAAGAAACAACACAAGCUUCCUGCUCUUCACAGUCAAACGCCAGUAAACAGAUUGACCUUUGAGGGCCGCAGUUAAGAAGUGCUAGUUAACCACCAUCUGGAAGACCAUUUUGAAACGGUUCCUUAGAGAAAUGGAAAAAAGUUAGUUUAUAAACACAAUGCCCUUACCCUGAUGAAACAGAGUAAACAAAUAUUUCAGGAGUGGUUUGGGCUACAGAUGUGCUGACCAGGCACUUCUUGGAAGGUGUCAGAAGGAUCUAUAAAACCUGCCCUCAAGGAGCAUGUUUAUGGUCUUUGGAGGAACAACCAACUGUAUUUAUAAUCCUGUGCCUUUUUGAUUUAAGCUUUCCUGUUGAAUGAGAAAGCAUGUAGUUUUGUAAUUUGUUUAAAUCCCUAAAUAGUUACUGUGUUUUCUAUUUUAAUCUUCUAGGCUAGUACCAUUGUAAACAUAACAAUGUACAGUCUAGCCAGAUAAAACUGAUGUAUUCUCUAGGAAGUGGAUAUGGGCAAGCAACCAAGCCUGGUGUCUUGUGAUUGCUUAUCAAGCCCUUUCUUUGGACAAUGAGUUUGAAAAUCCUGGGUACUUUGUACUGUAUGUUUGCCUAUGUGGGAGCAUGCUCUUGUCACGAUAGUAUUACUCAUAGAAGAGUAGGCUCAGGUGGUUAAUGUCAGCUUUUUCACCAUCCAUGAGAAGAUGUGAGUCAGAGUGUCAGGUUAUUUAUUUUAUAACAUCUGUCGAGCUAAUGGCAACUAAAAGGACUUAAGGAAUUUUUCUCUGAGCGAUAAAUAGUAGACUAUUAAGAGAAGUAAUUCUCAUGAAUAUUCUACUUUUUAUUUUCAGGGGAGGGUGUAUGUGGCUAUGUCUGAGGCAAAUAUUAGAAUUAAAAACUGAAAAAUCUGGUCAGUUCUUCAGUUACACUGAACUCUUUUAAUGCUGAUGUUGAGGCUGUGAUUAACAUACUUUAUAGGAUGAUUGUGUUGUAGCAAAAUUCAUCUGUCUGUAUGUUUAUCUGGGAAACAUGGCUUGACUCAUGCUGUAUAGGAAAUCAUACAGUGAGUCAUAUCUUAAUAUAUUUCUAAAUCUAAAUGUUUGGCAUUGUAUAAACUCAGCAUCAAAAUAUUUCAGUGAAUUUACACUGUUUAAUCAUAUCUUAGUUAUAGUAUAAACUCAUCUGAAAUGUUACAAAAAUAAGCUAUAAAACAAAAAAUUUGAAAAUGGAGUAGUAUGUGAUGAAUUCCCCCCAAAUAGCAAUUUAUAGUUUGUAUGGAUAUACUAAUUUUAAAAAUUAGAUAAAAGUGGACUUUUUAAACUUAAUUUAGCAGAUUUUUAAAGUGGGGUUGCAUUGCAAAUUAGAGUUUGAAAUAUUCAAUACAAUACUUGAUAUUAGAGGGAAAUUUUUCCCCUUAUAGCAUGAUCUUCAAUAUAGUGGACACUUUAUUUAUUAUUUUAUUUUUUGCAGUGAGUGUUAUUACAACAUAGCUGUAAUAAAAACCAAAAAAGAAUAUUAGUUUUUUCAAAGUCUCAUUGAAUUGCUUACACAAAACUAUUUCCUAUAAGUAGUUAUCAGACUAGAUGGUCACUUAAGAGUGAUUCCAAACCAAUUUAGAAAUCAGUGUAUUAGGACAGAAUCUAUAUCAAAUUAUCCCUUAUUUUAAAAAGAAUAAAUGAAUGGUUUGCUUUUGUACUAAUUUAAACAAACCAGGCUAAGUUUAACUUAGCUAAAAUCUGGAUGUGUAAAUAAAGCUUCCCUGUCCACCAAGAUAAGAAAUUGUUCUAAAUAAGACUAAUUAGGCUCAUGGGUAAUUCUUGAACAUAAAAUGCUAAAGUUACUCUGGAUCUGGAAGAUUAAUUUCUUUUAUCAGAUGACUUUUCUUCCUCCAAAUAAAAAUGUUACCUACAAUCAUUCACCCUACCUCAUCAUCCUCCCAAAUUUUCAAAUAAUGCCUGAGAAAUUUAAAAAGACAAAAAAAGCACAAACUUGUACAUAAUAUCACUAGUGGAAACAAAAUUAUUCACUCUGUGGUCCCAAAAUAUGAGUUUAAGCCAUUUAAGAACUAAUAGAUUUCCAGAGCUUUGUUUCCUAGUAUAUUCCUGUUCCUUGCACUGUGUUAAAUGACUAAAUCCUGAAAUUUUAUUUGCACUGAUAUUUACAUAGAAGGAAUUGAAAGUUAAAAUCCUAUGUAGUAGUAAAUUACUUACUAUUAUUGGAAAUUUCAAGGUAAUAGAAAAAUUAUUUAUAUUGGACAAGUAAAUAUUUCCUUUUUAAAAAUCACAUCACAUCAGACAUACCUGUUUAAGUUUGCUGACUCAUUUUCAAGUUAAAUAAAAAACACAGAAGUUAGUCUGGUAUAUCAGAAAACUGAAUUAUAAUAAAGGAAGACCUAGAUUUUAUUCUUUGUCCUCGACCAUCAGUGGAAUGAAAAGAGAGAAAAACUAUAGUGGAUAUUCAACUCAGUAUGCCGCAACUGAGACCUGGCCCCACUAAAUAAAUAAAUAAAUAAAUAAAUAACUGUCUUAAAAAAAAACAACAGGAUAAAUGUUCAUGUAUAGCUGAUUCCCUUUGCUGUAUGCAGAAACUAACACGAUACUGGAAAGCAACUCUACCUAACUUUAGGUGUCCAGAAAUGGGAUGGGCUGAAGCAGUUCUGUUCUGAGCUGAAUUGUUACUGGGUGGCUCUCUGUGGGGCUUCCCAGGUGGCCCUGGGGAUAAAGAACCUGCCUGCCAAUGCAGGAGAUG